AAAGCUCACUGUUUCUACAACACCUGAAAAAACUAUGGAAGUAUAGUUGAAGCAGAGAAGUUGAUGAUGACGACGAAGGUGUUCAGCGGAACAAAUGUAUUCAUGUCGAGAAAUCUCGUACCGCCUGAGCAAUUUGACGCGCUUCACGACGCGCUCAAGCUCAACGGAGCUCAAGUCUUCCUAUGUUGCGACCCCUCACGGAAUGCUCCCACUGAUUAUCAUGUCAUUUCUUCUCCCCAGCACGAGAAGUUUGGGGCUCUUCAAGCUAAGGGAUGCAACUUGAUAGGUCCUCAGUGCGUGCUUUCCUGUGCCAAAGAACAGAGGCCACUACCCCAGCAGGGGUUUACUUGUUGCCUUGCAAUGGAUGGGGUCAAGAUCCUGGCAUCUGGUUUUGAGAUGGAUGAAAAGGUUGAAAUUGGAAAGUUGGUGUUUGCAAUGGGAGGAGUUCUGCAGACAAAAGCAUCAUUGGAUGUGAGCUUUGUUAUUGUGAAGAAUGUUUUGGCUGCAAAGUAUAAGUGGGCUGUAAAUGUUCUAAAGAAACCAAUUGUCAGUAUUAAUUGGCUCCAUCAAUGCUGGAAAGAACACCGUCUUGUUCCUCAGGAGUCAUUCAAAAUCCUUCCUUUUUCUGGAUUGACAAUUUCUGUCACCAGAAUUCCUGCAGAUGAGCGAAAGGAUAUGGAAAAGAUUAUCUUGCAAAAUGGCGGAAAAUACUCUCCUGAGCUGACCAGAAAGUGCUCACAUUUAAUUUGUGAUAUAUCCUUUUUUUAAUAAGUUCCAGAAGGGGACAAAUACAAGGUUGCCAAAAGAUGGGGUUGCAUACAUACUGUUACCAAAAGGUGGUUUGACCAAUCUGUUGCAAGAAAAGCAUGUCUUAAUGAGGAGUCGUAUCCUGUUCAGGCUGGUUCAAAUACUGUGAGCACCGUUAGAAUGACAAAUCAGCAUAGUCUGGAAAAGGGCAUGAGAAACCUACAAGGGUUGUCCUCCUUGGCUAUGGCAUCACAUGCAGAACCUGUUUUGUGCAGUCGAGUGGUUGAUUCAGAUCUGGAAGCUACCCUCUCGCAAAAUAUGUCUGCUACAUCUUCAUACGCUCCAGUGUUUACAAAGGAAGAGGAGAACUCACCUGCUGAGAACCCAAAGAGUGAUUACAGUGCUCCUGUCUCUACGAAGGACAAGGAAAGUGGAGCACCUACAGAGCAGGAAAAGAAUGGUUGUGAUGGUGGUGUUGCUGAUGACUCUCAAACAGAUGACAAUGAUCUUUAUUUGUCAGAUUGCAGAAUCCUAAUCGUUGGUUUUAAUGCAUCUGAAAUGCGAAAACUUGUCAAUCUAGUCCGAAAAGGCGGCGGUUCUCGUUACAUGUCUUUCGGUGAAAAGUUGACACACAUAGUAGCUGGAAAUCCAUCAGAGAAUGAAAUCAAAGAAUUAAGAAACCUUGCGGCUUUGGGUGUCAUACAUGUGGUAAAAUCAGGAUGGCUGGAGGAUUGUGAUCGUGAGAAUAAAGAAGUUCCUGUUCUAAGGAAGCAUAUUGCUUAUGAUUUACUUCUUCCAAAAGAUCCUAUUCACUGUAGUAAUGGAGCUGCAAUCACCACGAGUAUGAAAAGACAAGGAAAAUCCUACGUGUAUCCUAUGUCUUCGGAUGAACAUGCAUGGAGAAGCAGGGAUUCUACAUGUGCAAUGCCAUCAAACAAAAGCAAAGAACCAGAAAAUAUGAAUGACGUUAGAACUUCUUUGAGAGAGAACAGGGUUCAACAUCAGCCCUAUGCUUCUUAUGGCAAAGAAGAGUUCAAAAUACUGAAUGAGUCCAGUUGUGCUGUUAAUGGUAGAAAGCCAUGUAGUGUGUUCGAGGGAAUGCGAUUUUGCUUUUCAGCUUCAUUUCCUGCUGAUCGGAGACCUGAAAUUGUUGAGUGGGUUAAUCAAGGGGGAGGAGUGGUGGUGGAUGAUCAGAAUAAAACAAAUGUGCAUUUCACUGUCGAGUGUCAUGGCAUGUUGCACUCCGAGAAAGAUGGUGCUGCGGCUACUUUUGUAUCAAGUCACUGGAUUAAGUCUUGUCUGGAGGAUGGAUGCUUGCUGGAUGUUGGUAGUCACAUCCUCUAUUCUCCACUUCCAUGCGGAGUUCCUUUCCAUGCAUUUAAGAGUUUUCGCUUAUGUGUUUCACAGUAUGAUGAGAAAGAAAGACAGUUGCUAAGAAAUUUGUGUUUUACAAUUGGAGCCAAAUUUGUUGAGAAAUUAACUAAAAAGGUCACACAUUUGUUGUGUAAAUUUACCGGUGGCCCGAAAUAUGAGGCUGCAUGCAAGUGGGGGAUACUACCCGUCACUUGUGAGUGGAUUUAUGAGUGUAUCAAGCAGAACAAAAUUGUUUCUGCAGAUCCAUUUUAUCCUAAAGAAGUCACUUCUGAAGAUCGAGAAGCUGGGGCAUGCACAAUGAGCCAGUUCCCCACACAAGCUUUUAGGAUGAUAUCUGGUGAUACCGCUUCCCAGCCUCAAACCCAGCCCCAAGAACUCAUAAAUGUGAGAACUGAAGCUUUUGCUGGUAGAAGUACUGCAAAGGAAGAAAUGAAGUAUUCAAGUAGAUGUAAUAAGAAGGCUAGGCUCUUGGUGAUUGAAGAACGCAAUUGUUCAUUGUCCUGCUCACCGAAAGAAAGCAACACAUUCUGUGGGACGAAUCCCCCAGAAAAGAACCUGACAGGAAGUACUAAUGAAGGUUCUUCUGCAGUUCCUGAUGUAGCUGCUGCUAUAGAGGAUUUAUUGGAGCAAACAAGCAAGAUCCAUGAUCAAAAGUCCCCCUCGAGAAGCGAGUGUGAUAAAGAACUUUUUACAUCUCGUUGUAACAAUCUUGCUCAAGGUCAUGGAGAUCAUCAUGCUACACUUGGAUUGUCUAACCACUGGACGAACAGGUUUGAGAAAGAGGAUGAAACCCACAGUCAUUCAGGAGAUGCAACUGCAAAUGUGUAUGAUCACUUUAGUGAAACACAGACAGAUUCUCAGGUUGUUGGAUAUGCAGAAGAUUUGUCUGGAAGACAAAUGAUUAUUGAUAGAGUACGAACAAGGAGUUCUGGAAUGACUUGACCUGGGAUUUUAGCGUCUUUGCAGGGUUGAUCAUUUUCAAAUGUUGGUUAUUAGUUGAUGGUGUUUCUGAGCUCUUCUUGCCAUACAAGUACAAUAGAAUCCUAUUCAGAAUGGGGGGGGGGGGGGGACUAAUGACACAGCCGAAGCAGUGGUAGCCAAUCUUCUCUCAGCCAAGAAUCAAUCACCAAAGCGGAAAAAAAAACAUUUCUUACCGACAACAUGAUGGCUCGACAUCCCCGGCCUUAGAAUGCUGCUUCAUGAGUGUAUUAAGUGAAACGUUCUUUUAUAGACGUUGGGGUUUUUCUUAAUGUGUGUAUUUCGUGUGCAUUAUGAAAACGUAAUUAGUUUAAAAAUUUUCCUUUUAAAAUACUUGCGUCUAUUUUGUACCCAUUGCAAACAACCAACAAGGGAGGUAUUCAUAUCUCAAAGUUGAUAUAUCGUUCAAAUGAAGAGCAAUCUAUACCACUCCAUGAAACUUGCAAUGACUCUUUUCUUCUAUAGUUUGUUACUAUCUUUGAGGGUGGAUGGUUUUAGGCUUAAUUCUUAGUAUUAUGUAGAGUUCCAUUCUUGGUUAUUCUAAGGGUUAGUUGGUUAGA
Molecule: messenger RNA, 3659 nt
Organism: Solanum dulcamara
Lineage: Eukaryota; Viridiplantae; Streptophyta; Magnoliopsida; Solanales; Solanaceae
Exons: 17
Biological process (GO): mitotic G2 DNA damage checkpoint signaling; DNA replication initiation; mitotic DNA replication checkpoint signaling
Source: RefSeq, a predicted model, not a curated record